GAAAUGGCGAUUUCACAGAGCCUACUUGGGAACCUGGAAGACCUGCGUGAUGAUGAUUUUGAGAAGUUUAAGUGGUACCUUACGAUGAACGUGUUGGACAGCUGCAGACCCAUUCCUAAAUCCCGUCUAGAGAAAGCGUCCCGGCCGGACACUGUGACUGAGAUUAUACAGAUCUACGGUGAAGAGUGCGCUGUGAAGAUCACUGUUGAGAUCCUAAUGAAAAUAUACAACAACAACGCCGCAGAGACGUUAAAGCAAGCAUACGCAGUGGCAGUGGAUGGAGGAGAAGCUACACCCUCCACCUCCUGCUCUGCUUUGGCACCUCCUGCUGCUCCUCCUGCUCAGAAAGGAAUGGUGAUCAUCAAUGGGAGUGUGGUCAUCCAUGGGAGUGUGGUCAUCACAAAGCCUACAGAGUUUAAUUCACCUUGAUUUACAUUACGAGCUUUUAGAAACACCUCAGACAAAUCCCUCGAUAGAGUCCACUGCUGAGGAGGAAUACUACUGUCAACGUCCUGACAGAGACAAUAGAGCUCAGUGUAGGAAGUUUUCUUUAAAGACAUGACUGAUGACUGAGACAUGACUGGCCAAGAAAAAGAAACUUCAAAAUGUUUUUAACUUCUUCACGGAGACAACAAACGAGCAAGACCUCAUAAAAGACAUCACAGAAUACAAACAGGACCUGGACUACAAACAAACUCAGAUGGAUGAUCAGUGAAAGACCAGCGAUGAGAUGCAGAGAUGCAUGCACUGACAGACUUGAUACCCUUUUUGCAUCAUUUUAGCCCAUUUUUAGCCUUUUCUAAACACAUUCCAUGAAC
Messenger RNA from Scomber scombrus (Atlantic mackerel), 818 nucleotides. RefSeq names its product pyrin-like. The record is from RefSeq and is a predicted model, not a curated record. The transcript has 2 exons. Lineage: Eukaryota; Metazoa; Chordata; Actinopteri; Scombriformes; Scombridae. Bases 4 to 429 code for a protein of 141 amino acids.